AUGUCUACUUCUAGUAACACGUCUCGUUCUAGCAACGUGUCGACUUCCAGCAUUCCCCCGAAUUACAGCCACAUCCUGUUUCACCCAUUGAAUGAGUCUGGGAAGACCCCAGACCGCCAUUCGUGGGGCGAUGCUGAGGAACAAAUCAACGACGACGUGAGUAUGGGCACUGGUAGCCCAGAAUCUCCAAUAUCUAGGCGGGAGUGGGUACAUGCCAUUGAACAUCUUGGAAGUGGCAGUGUCUGCGUUGCAAAAAUCGAGUGUACGCUUGAAGGUGACAUAGAGCGCAACGCAGCACGACAUUCAGCCUCGCAGCUGAAGUUUGAUUUAGACUUCGAGUACGACGAGUUCGAGCUUGUCGUUCGGCUCUCGGAGCAGCGGAAACGCCGCGCUGACCAGUAUGCUGGCAUAAUGGAUCAGAUGGAUGAGAUUGAGAAGAAACUCAAGGCGACGAAGGCGCUACGCGAGGAAGCAACCGGCAAUCCACUGUGUUUUCGCCAUGCUUACUGCCAAUCAGAGGGCGAUUCUGUGGAGAAGUGGAACGACCGCUUGAAAGACUUUAAUGAGACGAUUCAGGUGUGUCUAGAUGAGCGCCAGGUCUUACAGAACAAGCUCGAUUGUUACAAGGCCUUAGACACUGAGGUCGCCCAGUUAGCGCUGGAUCUAAUCAAACUGAACUCUGAGUAG
Molecule: messenger RNA, 687 nt
Organism: Boeremia exigua
Lineage: Eukaryota; Fungi; Ascomycota; Dothideomycetes; Pleosporales; Didymellaceae
Exons: 1
Coding region: 1-687 (228 amino acids)
Source: RefSeq, a predicted model, not a curated record